AUGUCUGGGCCCCAAGAGGCUCUGAGCCGACUCCGGGAACUCUGCCGCUGGUGGCUGAUGCCAGAGGUCCACACCAAGGAGCAGAUUCUGGAGCUGCUGGUGCUGGAGCAGUUCCUGAGCAUCCUGCCUGGGGAACUCCGGACCUGGGUACAGCUGCAUCGCCCUGGGAGUGGGGAGGAGGCUGUAGCCGUUGUAGAGGAUUUCCAGAGACACCUCAGUGGACCAGGAAAGGUUUCAGCCCCUGCAGAGGCACAGGAAAUGCAUUUGGAGGAGACAAUACCGCUAAGUACAACAGAGGAAGCACCUCCUACCUCGCCUGUCAGUGGGGGCUCAGCUCCUGGAACCCACCUAAAGCCUCCUCAUAACCCUGGAGCACAGCAUCUCCCCAAUGGGCACAUCGCUCCACUUGCUUCCUUAGUUCCUGCCCUUCCCCAGGUGGGUAACUCAAGAGAUGAUGCAGUAGCAACUGUGCUUCGGAUGGUGAGGUCCCAGGAGUCAGCAGCAUACAAGGACCUGUCUGUGGAUUAUACUCAGAAGAAGUGGAAAGGUCCGGCACUCACUCAGAGAGCCCUAUACCGGAAUAUGAUGCUGGAAAAUUAUCACAACAUGGCCUCAUUGGGUGAAAACAAAAUGGAGAGUUCAGAGUUGACUGUAAAGAAGGAAAUUUCUAAGGGACCAGGGUCAUCUGAUAAGACAUCAGGAGAACUCCAUGGGAUGGUUCCUGGAGCACUGGAGGCUGGAGAUGCCUGUGAAGAUACUUUAGAGAAGCUCUCAAAUGAAGAAGGGAGCAGACUAGGAAGCAGUUUCAUGGAAAUAACAGAUGAAAAUAAAAAAAAUCCCACAAAAGACAGUUGUGAGGAAUAUAAGGAACUUGGGGAACAUUUUACUUUUUCCUCUAGUCCUGCUGAACAUCAAGGAGUUCUGAAGGGACAGAAAUUCUAUCAGUGUGAUGAAUGUGGCAAAGCUUUCAGUCGGAGUUCACACCUCAUUGGCCAUCAGAGAAUCCACACUGGAGAGAAACCUUAUGAAUGUAAUGAAUGUGGCAAGACCUUUAGACAGACCUCUCAGCUUAUAGUUCAUCUCAGAAUCCACACGGGGGAGAAGCCCUAUGAAUGCAACAUGUGUGGGAAAACUUACCGGCACAGCUCCCAUCUCAUUCAACACCAGAGACUCCAUAAUGGAGAGAAACCAUAUAAAUGUAAUGAAUGUGCAAAAGCUUUCACUCAGAGUUCCCAACUCAUUGACCACCAGAGAACUCAUAGUGGGGAGAAACCUUAUGAAUGCCACAAAUGUGGGGAGGCUUUCAUUCAGAGUAAAAGUCUUGUCCGACAUCAAGUAUUCCACAUGGGGGAGAAACCUUAUAAGUGUAGUGAGUGUGGGAAAGCUUUCUGUUCCAAUAGGAAUCUCAUUGACCAUCAGAGAAUCCACACUGGGGAGAAGCCUUAUGAGUGUAAUGAAUGUGGCAAGGCCUUCAGUCGGAGUAAAUGUCUUAUUCGACAUCAGACCCUCCACACUGGGGAGAAACCAUACAAAUGUAGCGAGUGUGGGAAAGCCUUUAAUCAGAACUCUCAACUGGUUGACCAUGAGCGAAUGCAUACUGGAGAAAAGCCUUUUGAAUGUAGUGAGUGUGGUAAAGCAUUUAGUCUGAGUAAAUGUCUUAUUCGGCAUCAGAGACUUCACACAGGUGAGAAGCCCUACAAGUGCAAAGAAUGUGGAAAAUCCUUCAAUCAAAACUCACACCUCAUUAUACACCAGAGAAUUCACACUGGUGAGAAACCCUAUGAAUGUAAUGAAUGUGGCAAGGUCUUCAGUUAUAGCUCUAGCCUUAUGGUACAUCAGAGAACCCAUACUGGGGAGAAGCCUUAUAAAUGCAAUGACUGUGGGAAAGCCUUUAGUGAUAGCUCACAACUUAUUGUGCACCAGAGAGUUCACACCGGAGAGAAACCCUAUGAAUGUAGCGAGUGUGGGAAGGCCUUCAGUCAGCGUUCCACUUUUAAUCACCACCAGCGAACUCACACAGGAGAGAAGCCAUAUAAGUGUAAGGAGUGUGGCAAAGCAUUCAGUCAUAGCUCCAACCUUGUGGUUCAUCAGAGAAUCCACACUGGACUGAAGCCCUACAUAUGCAGCGAAUGUGGGAAAUCUUUCAGUGAAGACCUUAGUGAACAUCAGAGACUUCAUCGUAGAGAGAAACCCUACAAAUGUAAUGAAUGUGGAAAAGCUUUUACUUCUAACCGAAACCUUAUUAAUCAUUGUAGAGUUCAUACUGGAGAGAAAUCAUAUAAAUGUAAUGAAUGUGGGAAAACCUUCAGGCAGUCUUCUCAAGUUAUUCUACAUUUGAGAACCUACACAAAGGAGAAACCCUAUAAAUGUGCUGAGUGUGGGAAAGCCUAUCUUUAUAGCUCACAGCUUAUUCAACACCAGAUAAAACAUAACAAGGAGGAAGAAGCCUCAUAA
Molecule: messenger RNA, 2454 nt
Organism: Orycteropus afer afer
Lineage: Eukaryota; Metazoa; Chordata; Mammalia; Tubulidentata; Orycteropodidae
Gene: ZKSCAN7
Product: zinc finger with KRAB and SCAN domains 7
Biological process (GO): regulation of DNA-templated transcription
Source: RefSeq, a predicted model, not a curated record